Molecule: messenger RNA, 4213 nt
Organism: Mus pahari (shrew mouse)
Lineage: Eukaryota; Metazoa; Chordata; Mammalia; Rodentia; Muridae
Gene: Htr1f
Product: 5-hydroxytryptamine receptor 1F
Exons: 3
Coding region: 382-1482 (366 amino acids)
Biological process (GO): chemical synaptic transmission; G protein-coupled receptor signaling pathway, coupled to cyclic nucleotide second messenger
Cellular component (GO): plasma membrane; dendrite
Molecular function (GO): G protein-coupled serotonin receptor activity; neurotransmitter receptor activity
Source: RefSeq, a predicted model, not a curated record
GAAGAGACUGGGAGGAGGAGGAAAAGUGGAAGAAGCUAGAAGAGCGGGGUGCUGAGGUGAUCCCCGGGGCGUCGGCCCUCGAGUGGACUGGCGUCUGGAACCCGCCCUAGAGCUGCGCCCCAAGCUGCAGCGCGCAUUCAGCUCGCCACCCAAGAGCAGCCGGGACGCGCUGUUGUCGCCAGAGAACGACCGCGGCGGGCUAGUGACCAGAGCCCCUUAGCUUCGCUGUGGGGAAGCUGAGUUGAGAUGGCAUUGGACUGUGAACGGCUGACUAAUUUCUCACCGGAUCAGGAGGUGAAGUGAGGAUGAAAACCAACAGUUGAGCCUGCCACACCACGGUAUUCAUUUCUUCAACUAUAUUAACCUUUUAACCAAAAAAAAAUGGAUUUUUUAAACACAUCAGACCAAAACUUGACCUCCGAGGAACUGUUAAACCGAAUGCCAUCCAAAAUUCUGGUAUCCCUCACUCUGUCUGGGCUGGCAUUGAUGACAACCACCAUCAACUCCCUCGUGAUCGCUGCAAUCAUUGUGACUCGCAAGCUGCACCACCCAGCCAACUAUUUAAUUUGUUCCUUGGCAGUUACAGAUUUUCUUGUAGCUGUCCUGGUGAUGCCCUUCAGUAUUGUGUACAUUGUGAGAGAGAGCUGGAUUAUGGGACAAGUACUCUGUGACAUUUGGCUGAGUGUCGACAUCAUCUGUUGUACGUGUUCCAUCUUGCAUCUGUCAGCUAUAGCCUUGGAUAGGUACCGCGCCAUCACAGACGCAGUUGAGUACGCCAGGAAGAGGACUCCCAGGCAUGCCGGCAUCAUGAUUACAAUAGUGUGGGUUAUAUCUGUGUUCAUCUCUAUGCCUCCUCUCUUCUGGAGGCACCAAGGAACUAGCCGCGAUGAUGAGUGUGUCAUCAAACAUGAUCACAUUGUUUCCACAAUUUACUCCACGUUUGGAGCUUUCUACAUUCCGCUUGUAUUGAUAUUGAUCCUCUACUACAAAAUAUACAGAGCAGCAAGGACACUGUACCACAAGAGACAAGCAAGUCGGAUGAUAAAGGAGGAGCUGAACGGUCAAGUCCUCUUGGAGAGCGGUGAGAAGAGCAUUAAACUGGUCUCCACAUCCUACAUGCUCGAAAAAUCCCUCUCCGAUCCAUCAACGGACUUUGAUAGAAUUCACAGCACAGUGAAAAGUCCCAGAUCGGAGCUGAGGCAUGAGAAAUCUUGGAGAAGACAGAAAAUCUCAGGCACCAGAGAACGCAAAGCAGCCACUACCCUGGGACUGAUCCUGGGUGCAUUUGUAAUAUGUUGGCUGCCCUUUUUUGUAAAAGAAUUGGUUGUUAAUGUCUGUGAAAAAUGUAAAAUUUCUGAAGAAAUGUCAAAUUUUUUGACAUGGCUCGGUUACCUGAAUUCCCUUAUAAAUCCACUGAUUUAUACCAUCUUUAAUGAAGACUUCAAGAAAGCCUUCCAAAAACUUGUACGAUGCCGAUAUUAGGAAAAAAGAAAUCCAAUAUUAAAGUGUGGAGGCUCUGUUUGUUGGGGGGGGAGGGACAGGGAUAACUAAAUGAAUGUAAAGAAAUAAAAGAUUUAAAUUUUUAGAGAAAAUAUAUUAAGACUGCUAAAAUUAUAAAAGGAUAAUUUAUUUUUAAUAGCACCAAGAAAAUAAGAUGCAUUAUUUGGCCAUAAUUUUAAUGUUCUCAAGAUUAGGAAAUAAUGUACGCAGCUCAGCUCAUAAUAUUUUGUCUAUGCAAUAUACCUAAGAAGCUAAUUAGAAAUACACAUAUAUAUAUAAAGUAAUUAAUAGUGAAUAUAUAUAUGUAAUAUAUAUAUAUAUAUUCACUAUCAAUUACAAUGCUUUCCAGGUUUAUAUGUUACAACAACUAGAGAAAUUUUUAACUAGCAUCUUUCCACUGGUAAUUUCUAUGUCACCUCAUUGCUUAACCACUAAUUUAUAAAAAAAUAUUCACUGCAAUGCUACUAUUUUCCCUUCUCCAUCUCCUCCACUGCAAAGGUGAAGAAACAGCAACAGCAGCUCUUAUUUAGCUUUAGUAGAGAAGAUAUGAGGCUCAGCGGCCUUGAUAGUGUCCUCAUAUGUGGACGGUAAAAAUAAUCACCCAAUGAACUAAAUAUGGAAAAUAUUUCAAUAUCCUGAGUUUUCUGCACAUUUGCAAUCUUUACUUUGUUUAAUAUCAAGUUCUAGAAUAAUAUUAUCUUAACCAUAUGUCAGUAUUUAAAAUCAAAGCCCCAAGGUUAGGGGGAAGGUUUAUUAUGCAAUUAUUGUACAAUUGUUAUAUACAUUGCCCCUUGUCUAGGAAACAAGCUCUAAACACUAAGGACCUUAACUAACUCACCAUAAUUAACAUACUUCUAGUGUAAAAUUUAUUUUUUUCUCCACCAAUGUUAUUAAGUUCAGUUUUUACAACUCAUCUCCAUAUCUUAAGAUCUGAACAUCAUUUCUUUUUUUAUUACAGAGUAUAUAAUAAAAACUUAAAACUUUGCUUUAACUUUACAAAAAUAUGUUUUUCCUAUUAUAAUUAGGACACCUUUCACAAAUUAAGACCAUUUGAAAAACAACAUAUUUGAAAAACAACACAUACAUUUGAAAUGUAAGUAAACAAAAUAUCUAAUAAAAAAGAAAAACAUCACACCUCUUUAAGUUGCAACAUUGUGUGCAUUAUAAAAUAUUCUUUCCUUGUGGAAAGAGUUCAUUACAUCACUUUUUAUAUAUCUAGGAGACAUUAUUCUUGGUUUAACAGAUAUCUAGAGAUGUGAUUUUUGUAUAAGGCUACAUGUACUAGAUAGAAAAUACAGGAAACAAUAAAAUACAAAUUCUUCUACCAAGGUAUCUAUAAUCUAAAAGAAGAAAGAAUGCAGAACUCUACUAGAAGAAAAUAAACAAGGAUCUAGCAAGUGAGUUAUGUACAUAGUUGUGAUGGUAUAGAGACAAACUGAUCACAUCUGGUUGAAGAACAUUGGGACAUUUUCAUAAACAAUAUAUCUAAAAUGUGUCAAGUAAAGUAGAAUUGAACAUGUGCAAAUGAAAGUUCAAGUGGUGCCAACUUGAGUUCAGAAGUCAUCGUGCAAGGAUUGUAGGAUAUGCCAAAAGUCACUAGCCAUUUAAGGCUACAAAGGAAGUCAAAUUCAAGGUAAACUUGCACAUUGUGACUGGGUUUAAUGUCGAGCAAAGAAUGGUACUGUCAAUCUUGCCACUGCCCUCGAGUUAUCAAUGAUGAUUAUCAAAAAUAUUACGAGCUUAGGGCAACUCUGAAAUACAGGGGUAGGGAGGAAAAGCACCUCUGAGUAGAUAUGAGAAGCAGAGAGAAUACUGGAGAUAACUGACUUCUUGCUAGAAACCAAACCAAUAGUCGAGGUGAUGAAGUGCUAAGCUUGAUUCUGGCGGUGGAAAUAAAGAAAGAAACGGGAAGAGGUGAUGUAAGGGAAGAUCCAAACGUUACAGCCCGUAGGUCAGUAAGACAGGCUGAGCUCCUACAAUCUGUGCCUGAAACCAGGAGAUUAACUACAAGAUCUCUUAGUAAACGAUGACUUUUUCAGAAAGUAUAGAAAGCCAGAUGUGCCCAAGCCUACAGGCACUACUGACCACUUCCUGGUUAAGCAAAACCUGUUAGAUGAGUUCUGAUCUCAGAACUGAUAAAUGAAUGAGGUCCCCCAGCCAUGUGCUUUGUCCCCAGGGCACUCUGCCUCCACUCGCAUGCCUGUGUCUUUUUCCUCUCCUCUUUCUUCUCUUUUACCCUCUCACUUGCCAACAUUUGACUCUGUCUGUGACCUACUCAACCAAAGACCUUUCCACUGCCUGCCGCUGCCUCCACUGUACUACUGGGAAAACUCUUAAGAGAGACAAAUCACUAACCAUUUCAAACAAAACAAGCCCAAGCACAAAUGCUGCCCUGAAAUCUAAGUUGGAGCAAAUCUCAGGUAGAGAGAGAUAAUGUCAUAAGUCAUGAAGAAGUAGCAUUUAUCUCCCUUGAGAGCUCGGGAGAAAAUCCAGUUCACUUUCUACAUUGUAGAGUCAUCAUUUGAUUCAAAGAUGCUGCAACACACAGUAGUGUCAGUUCAUCUGCUAUAAGCUGAGGUUGCAGGCUAAUGAAUACGUAUGCACUAAUGAAUGAAUAUCAGUGAUAUCUCUCAAUAUCUUUAAAUGUUAAGGUAGGGGGCUUGAAAACUGCAAUUUGCACUUUCUUUGAAAUAUGUGCAGUUGACAAGUCCAG